GGCCCAUUGGCCGCGGCGGGAAGCGUGGGAGGAGGCCCGGGUAGAGCUGGCUUCCUCCUCGGUGCGGGCGGGCGGGCGGGCGCGAGGCGAAGCCGGAGGAGCCGGAGGAAGCCGAGGCGCGAUCGGCGCGCUCGGGAGGCGGCGGCGGCGGUGCGUCCCGUCGGCCUCCGUCAGGACUGACGGCGGCGCGACCGCAGACGGGGACCUUCUUUCUGAGCCGAGUUAGAGAGUGAGAAGGCAGAAAUGAGGGUAGCAGGAGCAGCAAAGUUGGUGGUGGCCGUGGCAGUAUUCCUACUGACCUUCUAUGUUAUUUCUCAAGUAUUUGAAAUUAAAAUGGAUGCGAGUUUAGGAAAUCUAUUUGCUCGAUCUGCGCUGGACUCAGCCAUUCGCUCUACGAAGCCUCCCAGGUACAAGUGUGGGAUCUCAAAAGCGUGCCCGGAGAAGCAUUUUGCUUUUAAAAUGGCUAGUGGAGCAGCCAAUGUAGUGGGACCCAAGAUCUGCCUGGAAGACAAUGUUUUGAUGAGUGGAGUGAAGAAUAACGUUGGAAGAGGAAUAAAUGUUGCCCUGGUAAAUGGGAAGUCGGGGGAAGUGAUAGACACCAAAUAUUUUGACAUGUGGGGAGGAGACGUGGCACCAUUCAUCGAGUUUCUGAAGACCAUACAAGAUGGGACAGUAGUGUUAAUGGCAACAUACGAUGAUGGAGCAACCAAACUCACAGAUGAGGCACGGCGGCUCAUUGCUGAACUAGGGAGCACUUCCAUCACCAGUCUUGGUUUCCGAGAUAACUGGGUCUUCUGUGGUGGGAAGGGCAUUAAGACAAAGAGCCCUUUCGAACAGCACAUAAAGAAUAAUAAGGAAACGAACAAGUAUGAAGGAUGGCCUGAGGUGGUGGAAAUGGAAGGAUGCAUCCCCCAGAAGCAAGACUGAUGGGAAGGAAUGUGAGGCGAGGAGGAACGCACUUUGACUCUGCAGGAGAGCUGUCAAGCAGCCGUUCUGUGUACAUAUUUCAGUAGCAUGUGGCCGUCCAGGGUGUGCAUGAGCAAGACUGUCUCUGUCAAUUCCAGGAUUAUUUAUUGCUAACAGAAAUGGCUACCUUUGUAAAUAGUCCUCAUUGAGCCAAUCACAGAACUAUUUGUAAGCACAUUUCCCCGAAAGUACAAUGUGUAGACGACAAUGGCAAUAAUGUAUUUUAAUUCUAAAAGCAUAUUCAAUGGAUAACCAGGCAGGUUGUACAGGACAUUGCUAUUUAUCCUGGUUGCUGGGAAACCCUAUCAUGGAAUAAUGUGGCUUUUAGGGAGGAGUUUUUAUUCGUAUACGUGUUUCUGUAUAAAUAUCUGGCAUGUGAUGACAGUAUCCUUUAAAUUAAAGAGAUUUCUGGCUAGUUGUUUGUGUAUUGUCACCUUACAGUCUGACUCCUGUUGUAUCUUUUCAGUCUUUAUUUUUGUCCUUCCAAAGAUAUCCAGAAAUAAAAUGUUUCACAUGAAAAUUUACAUCAGAUUUGUGAAAAGCACAACAGUUUUUUUUUUUUUUUUAAAUAACAGUGAAGAGGAACAUUAAUGUGUCAUUCAGGGCUCAUUUUCUCAAUUCUAUGUUAGCAGUGUGAAUUCUGUGAUUCUGUAGAAGCUGUGUAGAGUGAGCCUAGAAGUGGGAUUCCACAGAACUGGGGGGCCAGACCAAGUCCCUUCCUCAACCUCAUCAGGUCAUUCAAGACAACUGGGUCAGUACGUUUAGAGUAAUACAGACAUUUAUCGGCUUUUUUUUUUUACCUUCACUGACCAUGUGGAUUUAGAACAGGAAUACUUGACUAUCAUAGCUUUGAUUUGUAAACCAAGAAAUUCUGUUAUUUAUUUCUAACUUUGUGAUAGCAGCUGUUACCUAAACAUGUAGCAGAAUCUUUGAAAAGUCCUGAUUAAUGUUUUUUAGGGCAUUUGAUACCUAUUGUACAUCAAAUCUCGUGUAUGGAAUCACUUCAAAUACAACAUAAAGAAAUGAAAUGUUCAUGCUGCCCUUCAUGGGAUGAGGCAAUACAUAAAAUUUGAACCUAAAAUUUAGGUGGUUUGCAUAAAAAUCUAUAACAGUAUUUACUAUUUUUUUGUUAAAAGCUAGAAGCAAUUCAGAUACUUCUUGACUAUUAUUGACCUUGUGGUACUGUUUCUUUCCACAAAUUGAAUGUAGUUCCUAAGGAGAUACAUCUUCUGUGUUCAGAGCAGUUUUGUAAACUUUUUAGAGUCCUGGUGCUUCUGUACUAACUCGCAUCCAGCAUGUAUGUUUUAGCUUUUUUUUUUUUUAACAGUUCUAGGGAUUGGAAAAUAAAUAUUGCAGGGUUGUUUUGUUUUUUAAUACUGAACAUAAGUACUCUUGGUUUGACAUUGAAUUUUUUUCUUUUUCUGUUUCUGUAUUUGACAAAGCACUACACCUGUACAACAUCCUUUUUUUUUUUUUUGUAUAUCUUAAUAUGUAAAAAAAAUUCAGUUUUUGCCAUUCAGCAUAGUAGUAUCAUAUCGUCUGGCUAUAUUUGAACAUGUAUAAAAAUUAAGUUGCUUUUCCAUUUGUAUAAACUGUUGGGAGGGGUAAGACUGGCUCUGAAACUGCUGUGGUGCAGUGUUUUUGGCCUGGAUUCUGUUUUGUAUUGGUUACACCGGCUUCACUCUGGAAGCAAUAAUCGACUGUGUUACGUUCACAUCAGCCUUAGAAGUGAAACAAUGCUCAUUUAAUGUUGAGAACGAAUUUUCUUUAUUAAAAAUCAGUACUCUUGAA
Molecule: messenger RNA, 2757 nt
Organism: Mastomys coucha (southern multimammate mouse)
Lineage: Eukaryota; Metazoa; Chordata; Mammalia; Rodentia; Muridae
Gene: Fam3c
Product: FAM3 metabolism regulating signaling molecule C
Exons: 10
Coding region: 244-927 (227 amino acids)
Source: RefSeq, a predicted model, not a curated record